UGACUUUCAAUGAACGCCAAGCAACCUCUUUUAUCCAAUCUCUAGGCUCUAAUGGCCCUGUACAUGCGCAUUUCCACAAGUCCUGAGCAAGAAACGCAACCACCUCACCCGCUCGGCUUCUGAGUAAGAAGCCUAACCGCUUCUGCACGUGCACGGCUCCCGAGCGAGCAGCCUAACCGCUUCUGCACGUGCACGGCUCCCGAGCGAGAAGCCUAACCGAUUCUGCACGUGCACGGCUCCCGAGCGAGAAGCCUAACCGCUUCUGCACGUGCACGGCUCCCGAGCGAGAAGCCUAACCGCUUCUGCACGUGCACGGCUCCCGAGCGAGAAGCCUAACCGCUUCUGCACGUGCACGGCUCCCGAGCGAGAAGCCUAACUGCUUCUGCAUGUGCACGGCUCCCGAGCAAGGAACCUAACCUUCUCUGCAAGUGCAUGUCUCUGUAGGUUCUGCGCAUGCUCACCAGGUCUUCCUAGUAUGCUGGCCCAUGGGUUUGUGCUAGCCUGGGGAUGGCCAGGUAGUUAAUCAUCAUACAGGUUUUGUUUUCAGAUUUGGAGAUGUUGGGGUGAAGAUGUGGGCAUUAUGGAAAAGGGUCUUCAGGACUCAUCUGCUCAGGACUUGGCACCUAGGAAGCUAGUGAAGCAGCUAAGGACCAGGGCCAUGGAUGCAAGCGAGGAGGCCACGGGAACCCCAGCUGGCCCCACAGUACCCCAGGGGCUGCUGGAGGAAAUGAUUUGGUUUUUCCGUGUAGAAGAUGCGGCUGCUUGGAAUUACUCCAUCCUUGCGCUGACAGCCGUGGUGGUCACCUUCAGCUUGUUCCUCCUGGUCAGGAAUGUCCAGGCCAACAGAAACCGAAAGCUGCAGCCACAAGAAAAAGAAACGCCUGCGCUCUUGCAUCUAAAGGAGGCCAGAACCAGUGGCAACAACAACAGCCUGAACAACCUAGGAGAGAUACUGCUCACAGAAAAGCCAGCCCUGGUCCCGCUGUGGACUGAAUUAAAGGAGCAAGAAACCGAGAGCUAGAGCAGGCACGGCCCACACCACACUGCCGGAGACAGGGCUCCCCACAGCCAGACGUCGGGGCUUCCUCCCCCAGCAGCCUGCUUUUAUCAGCAGAUACAAUGAACUGCAGUCAAACAGUGCUCCUGAUAGUUAAAAAAAUCUUUUAUUAAAAAUGCUUCUGGUAGUGGGCA
Molecule: messenger RNA, 1191 nt
Organism: Cavia porcellus (domestic guinea pig)
Lineage: Eukaryota; Metazoa; Chordata; Mammalia; Rodentia; Caviidae
Product: organic solute transporter subunit beta-like
Exons: 4
Coding region: 581-1021 (146 amino acids)
Biological process (GO): bile acid and bile salt transport
Cellular component (GO): plasma membrane; protein-containing complex
Molecular function (GO): protein heterodimerization activity; transmembrane transporter activity
Source: RefSeq, a predicted model, not a curated record